CAGUUUGAAAGUAAGUAUAUAAGUGAGUCACAGGUGCCAGUAUCAUUUUGUCAGUUGCAAAACAAGAUGGUUACGAAAACGGUGAUAGUUCUUUGUACCAUCAUAUCCACGAUAUGUGCCAGACCCCAGGGAACAAAUAAUGAUCCUCGACUUCCAUAUAUAACCCGAUACGAUUUUGACAGUGAUCAUCGGGGCAAUUUCAUAUAUAACGUUGAUACGAGUGAUGGAACCCAUGUGGAUCAAGUUGGAGAAAUCCUGAAACCUGAUACACCUGAAGAAGAAAAUACAGUCUAUGGUCAUUACUCCUACGUUGGGCCGGACGGCGUUACCUAUAUCGUUGAAUAUAUAGCUGGGAAAAAUGGUUUUCAAGUGGCUGGUGAUCAUAUUCCAAUGUCUGCAGGAGUAGCAAGAGUUGGUCAAUUAGGAAUACCUUCUGCAGCACUCGCUUCCCUUGCCGGAGGUGGAUUGGGAUAGUGAUAUUGGAAUGAAACAUACCAUUUUCAACAGAGGAUGGAAUCAAGUCAUUGAGAACU
Molecule: messenger RNA, 533 nt
Organism: Phaedon cochleariae (mustard beetle)
Lineage: Eukaryota; Metazoa; Arthropoda; Insecta; Coleoptera; Chrysomelidae
Source: the annotation of a GenBank genome assembly